AUUCCUAAUUUAGUGGGAAACAUUUCGUAUGAAGUACCUGAGGACACAAUCCGCCAAAUUUUUUCCAAGGUAGGACAUGUCGUCCAUAUUAAAAUGGUUCAUGAUCGUGAAACUGGCAAGCCAAAGGGUUAUGGUUUCAUCGAGUUUCUCGACGUGCAGACUGCUGAACUGGCUAUCAGGAAUUUGAAUGGAUAUGAAGUGAAUGGUCGCCAGCUCCGAGUUGACAGUGCUGCAGGAGGGGAUCGUAGUGUUGAUGAGAUCCAACAAUUACAAGCUGCUCUGAGUGCCGCUCAGGUUGAAGAAAGUCCAUAUGGACCGGAACCCGAAGAAGGUCGUGCGCCUGAGGCGAUUUCUCGCACGGUAGCCUCACUUCCACCUGAGAAAAUGUUCGAGUUGAUGAAGCAAAUGAAGGAUGUUGUUCGAUCGAAUCCAAGUGAAGCAAAGCAAAUGCUUGUACAGAAUCCACAACUUGCUUACGCCCUCCUCCAGGCCCAAGUUGUCAUGCGCAUCGUCGAUCCACAAGUUGCCAUUGCAAUGCUUCACAGAGAGCCAGCUGCUUCUACAGUGCCUUUCCAUCAAGUUGCGUUUCCUGCUCAACCUAUGGCUCCAUUGCCAGCCGUUUCGCAACCUGGCUAUGCCGCUCCACCUCAGCAAAUGUACGCCCGUCCCGGACCACCACAGGUACACUGA
Molecule: messenger RNA, 690 nt
Organism: Ostertagia ostertagi
Lineage: Eukaryota; Metazoa; Nematoda; Chromadorea; Rhabditida; Trichostrongylidae
Source: the annotation of a GenBank genome assembly